This is a messenger RNA of Hermetia illucens (black soldier fly), 1065 nucleotides long. RefSeq names its product putative carbonic anhydrase 5. The coding region runs from base 70 to 1038 and encodes 322 amino acids. The transcript has 2 exons. Gene Ontology annotation, molecular function: carbonate dehydratase activity; zinc ion binding. The record is from RefSeq and is a predicted model, not a curated record. NCBI's taxonomy places the organism in Eukaryota, Metazoa, Arthropoda, Insecta, Diptera, Stratiomyidae. Gene Ontology annotation, cellular component: cytoplasm.
CAAGUAUUCAUUGUUAUCAUUGCCCCACUUGCACAGAAUUGUCAUUUAACAUGUUUUCCCCAUAAAGAAAUGGAAAUUCAAAUAACUGAAGAAAACCCAACCGUUUGUCCAAAAGUCAAAAGUGAUGAAUUGCUAUCAGAAUUCGAGGAUGCCUACGUAGAAGGUUUUGAGGCUCUGCGUAAAGGAAAAGAGUCCGACUCCUCACUUCCAUCGCCAAUUAACCUAAACGUGUCUGAUGCCAUCAAAGUUAAAUUACCGAAUCUCAAAUGGCACAAAUAUGAUGUGAUACCACGAAAAAUGAAAGUAACAAAUUCAGGUCGAACCGUUAUUUUAAGUGCUAAAUGGGAUGAAGAAUUUCCUUACAUCACAGGCGGACCAUUUCGGCACGAAAAAUAUGUGUUAUCAGAUAUCCAUUUCCAUUGGGGAAAGACAGCCAAUGAGGGAAGCGAGCACUUGGCUGAAGGAUUGCAACGUCCUUUAGAAAUGCAUGUAAUGCAUACAAAGAAGGGAUACACUCUCAGGGAAGCUGUAGAAAAAGUCGACGGAACAGUAAUUGUGGUAUAUCUAUUUGAAAUAAGUUUCCAUCAUAACCCUGUCUUGCAAAGGAUUCUUCUCAAUUUGGAGAAUAUUCGGCAAUCUGGAACGGAUUAUCACUUACCGCCUUUUGAAAUCUCCCGAUUGGUGAUUCCAUUCGAAGAGGACUUCUACUUCUACUGGGGAACGGUAACCUCGAAGGAGGAAGUAUGCCCUAUGAUGUGGGUCAUCAAUCGAAAACAGGGAUCUAUCUCGAAUGCUCAGUUGAAGUUGUUUCAUCGUUUGUUGGACCCUAGCUUGCGUUCGAUAUCAAGAAACUGGAGACCUGUUAGAAGCAAAGAAAAGAGGAAUCUGUUUUAUGUAAAUCCACUGGCACCGAACACUUUACAAACAAUGGAUCCAAGACCGAUAUUAUACCAGGAGAAGGUUCAUUAUACUUCGGCGGUUUCGGUAGAAUUGGAGACACAUGCCCCACGAGAAAGCAUAGUAAGUGGUUCUCCAUGAUAAGACUAUUUUGCAAUAUAUUUUCGA